Protopolystoma xenopodis is the source of this 255-nucleotide messenger RNA. The record is from the annotation of a GenBank genome assembly. Lineage: Eukaryota; Metazoa; Platyhelminthes; Monogenea; Polystomatidea; Polystomatidae.
CAUCAAGUGGAGGACCCAGAUCGAGCAUUAUACUUUGAGUCCAUUCGCGAGCGCGCUAUGAAACUCUGUGGAAAAUAUUGGAACUACGAGAACUCGCAGUAUAGAUUGAUUGAUACCAUCUGCAUGGGGCUUGAGCAGGCAGAGAGCGAAGCGUUGGUGGGACAGUUUGCUGUAUUACAAAAAUACGUGCGCGAAAGGAAUCUGGCCGCCACAGACACUGGGAUAGCAAAGUUGAAUGAACUGCGAAUUCAGUAA